AGCUGAACUACACAGUAUUUUUUUAGGGGUCACACUUCUGUGUGAUUCAAAUUUCUGUGUGAAUCUUAACAGGACAAAAAAAAUUUCAUGUUUGCUGCUUUCAGCUGCGUCUGCUGCGCAUGGCCUCCGAUAUGGCAAUGGCAUGCUCCACAGCGCAGUCUACUGUGGCCGCCAUGCCAUGCCGCAAUGGGCCUUGUCGCCAACGCGACACUGAACUUUUGGAUGGGGCUUUGCCCUCUUGGCUUCUGCGCUGUGUAGCUUCCAGCAUGCUAGCGGACAUAAAAAGAGAGAGACAGCCAGCUAUUGAUGCGAUAACUCCACUUAUAGUUGAAGGAGUCAAAGAAUUUUUGCACCGUGAGAUUUUUGGGAUGACAUCCUUUGAAAGUGAGGCCUUUCGAUGGUUAGUUAGGAAAGUGUCUCAGGGCCCCUGUAAUAUAUGCUUUUUUGUAUACUGGUUGCUCUCAAGUAUUUUGUUAAUAAACAAAAGGCAUUUGCUUCUUUUGUCUGCCAUACCAUUAAACUUGCAUUGUGAGCAUCUGUCUGAAGGGUAGUAUCAUGGCUUUAAUGUUUGUUCAUGCACAUCAUGGUUGCUCUGUUGAAAUCAUUAACUUGUUUUUUUAUUAUUCAGAAUUUCAAUCACAGGUACUUCGGCUGUUAAACAUCGUCAGGCUGACUGUACAGGAAAUUUUGAGUAAUCUGGAUGCCUAUGUGGCUCAAGGCAAGGUGACCUCUGCACCCGCUGUACUAGUGCAGCAGCCAUUUGAGACGGUGGAUGCCCUUCUGAACUUUGAAGCAUCACUUGGUCCAGAGGAUGCUAAUGUCCUGGCCAACGAACUUGUGCAGCUUGGGGGUAGGAACACAAAUGCGGCAGUUAAGCGUAUGCUUAUUUACCUCUUUGCCGACAAGCUGGCUGCUGAACACUCAUGGCAUGGGAAGAAAGGAAAAUGGAAGUUUGCUGAUCUUCGGCUGUGUCAGCAUUUGUUCACUACUGUCAAGAGGCACUUCCCGCAAAGUACAAAGGAUGAUGUUGAGCCAACCACUAAUUCAUGGCUUCGUCAUACUCCUGAGAGGGCUAAUGGAAGAAAGGGAGCUAGAGACAAGUGAAGUGGCAACACCACGAGCAGAACUGGGAACGAGCUCGUCUACACCAUGCCGAUGCUGCAGCCCGGACACAAGAACAGGCUCGUGCAGCCAAGCGUAAGCAGCAACUGCGUACUGAGGAUCUGGCAGCCUACCAAGCCAUUGUUUAAUGAACCGUCGAGAUUAACCCAGUGAUAAACACCGGGGCUGCAUGUUUCAGCUUCGCUGGUUAACCAUCUGUAUGGAGUGCUUGGGCGGUGAUUUUUCUAAGUAAACUUUAUUUUUUCAUUAAACAUAUUUUGCGUGGUCUUGUUUUAUAUGAUCAUCAGAAUCCUUUCCACAUGAUGUUGGGAGCAUACACUAACUUGUGUGCAGUGAAGCUCACUUUUGUCAGUGUAAAAUAGUAAAAUUCAUCUUUCAGACAGAAAAUUUUCACAUAGUCUUGCUUUAGGUGAGCAUCACUCAAAUGCAUGCAAAAACUAUUCCGUCUUUUUUGCAAGUAUUUUUCAAUUUUGAUCAUACUUAAAGGCUUAACUGAAUUUAGUAACUGUUUUAGGUAUUGUAGAGAACUGAGAAAAUAAAGGUAGAUAUGCAUGCAUACAAGCAUAUUAACUUGCUACUUUAACUUCACUGAACAGGAAUAGCCUUUUUUUUUAAACCAGUGCAAAGGCUAGCAGAAAAUGCUGCAUUAGUUGAGCUGCACAACAGCAAUGCCAACAGAGUAGGCAGAAUGCAAGCUGAACAUGGAAAAGAGCACCAAGAAGGUGGUAAAACACAGAAUGUGUGGCUGAGUGCCAGUGCCUCAUUAAACAGUAGUUUGCACUUCUUUCUCGCAUAAUAGGAAUGUUCAAGCUAGACAGAUUUCAUUGGCAGAUGAAGACUGGCUGUUUUCAUAAGCAGGGACGCUUAGAACAUUUUAAAUCACCAUAAAACUGGUUUCAGAUAUUAGCACCGAGCAUCCACUGAGUAUUAUUUUAUUUAUAUUUGAAACACUGCCACCGAGGCUGCGCACUUCGAUGCAGCAAUGCGAGUUCAAUGAUCACACUCACAGGCAAGUGCCUUCUACAGCAAGUAUCACUAAACGUUUCCAUGCAAUGGCCUGCGCAUUACAGCGAGGGCUGUCGCUGGCGAGACAAAUUGCUAGGCAAGACUAAAUUUGCCUGUCUGACAGGGAUUAUUAGCCUACUACCCCCCCCCCCCCCCUUUUUGGUCGGUACCAUGUUUCUAGCCUCUUUACUCCGGCUGUCUUUCUAAUAAAAACAAGGACUUUAAAAAACUGCAAUACUAGUUGAUAUCUAACCUGGCUCCUCAAGCACAGCAGCCCAAUGCUGAAUCUGCUCGGCCACGAUCAAGGACUGGGCAAUGAGGGAUUAAUUCAUAGUAUUAGCACACACUGGCAUACCAUUGUUGCAAUCUUAAAGACCACACAUAAGGAGCUUCGCUGCUAGAUGGCAUAGUAUGUAAAGGAGUGUGGGAAUAAGGAGCCCGACUACAGUACAUGGCUCAUACACGACGCAUUUCGGCAGUGGCUGUUUCAGUUCUCUCUAAAGAGCUUCAAACUGGAUCAUACGAUAAAAAAACAACGGCAGUAUAUUAUCAAGUGGCAUUUAUGAACACGGGUGCCAGCAUGUGCUUUUAUCCAUCAUUACAUGUGCACCACCACUUGAAUGCUAAUCACAAUGACGAUGGUUAACAUUCCCAAGGGAUAGGCUCCACCUAAAUUCUUUCCUUAUUUCACUUCAGUACCCCAGCCAACUUGUUUACAUAUGUGAAGUGCUCAUUUUUACAGUACCAGAUGUUUUUUUUUACAAUUAAAAAAAAAACUGCUUGUGCCAUAUAUAGCACAGUUCUAAUCCCUAUACUGGAAUGUGCAAAAAGGUGGACAUUACUUGCACAAUAAAUCAAUAUAACUAAUUAACAAAAAAUACUUAUAAGAGCUUAAAUUAUUUUCUUGACAGCACAUAUUGCAACUUAUAAAUUCUAGCCAGUGAAUAAGCAAGGCAUAUCCAGUAAAAAUCAAUUCUAAGGACGGCACCAGUUUCCAGACUUGAGCUAUGAAACUUUUGGCAAGAAUGCAGUGUUGCUCCAUUACCUUUUUAACGAAACGCUGUUUUAUGCAUUGAAGUACAAAAGUAACUGGACCACCAAUGCAUUUCGUUGCACAUUUCGGGUAUUAUUAUCUCGAAAUUCACGUCAUCCUGAUAAUUUGUUCCAAACGGAUAUGCCUUGUGAACUCACCGGCUGCAAUUUGUAAAUUGCAAUAUUUGUUGUAAAACAGUUCGUUCAGAACUUAAUUAGUUACUUUGUAAUUGGUCAACUAUGCACUUUGAUUUCUUGUGCAACUUCCGCCUCUUUCAGUAAUCCAACUGAAGGACUAGAACUUUGCUACCUGUGACAGGCGAUGUUUAAAAAUUCUGUGCUGUCAAAAAAAAAAAAAGAAAGGAGAGAGAGAACAGAUAUCACUUUUUGCUUGAAGAAAAUCCAAACACACCGCUGGAAAGUUGUGCAUUCUUUACCCUUUGAUAAAAUUCAUUUUCGAUCUUUUUGAAACAAAAUGAACAAUUAGGGUUUUUUCACUGGUAGUGUGUGUAGUGCAUGCAAGGUACAACUAUGACAAACACUUUAGAGUCCAUGGCAUAACUGAUUUGCUCCCAGUUUCUUUACUAUCAGUUCACAGUUUUCAUCUUGUGUCACAGGAUUUCCCUUGCUCUCAAUGUUAUUUCCAUUUGAAUAUUGCUCCGGAGACAUCACACGGCUCAACAACUCCUUAUACUAUCACCUAAGAUCCUUGCUGCUUUUGUGCAAGGUUGUGUUUUCCUUCAGAAUUCCAUCACAUUUGAAGAGAGAUGAUUCAAAAUUUCAAUUUAUAAGCUUCGCGUUUUCUUCCAUGUCAAUCCCUCGAUUGGUGAUAGAGCAAAACAAUAGUCAUUUCAUUAUAUCAUCCAGUGUGGAAGCAAGCAAAUGCAUACUCUGGUGAUUUCAUUCACCAUUAGAUUACUUUCUUGUGCAUUUUAUUUAUUUGUAUUUUGCCUUCUUUCUUUGCUUGGUAUCAAGUGCAUUGUUUGUUCUUGUAUAUCAUCUGUAUAGUACACCAAUCUCUGUAAUGAUCCCGCUUGCGAGAUUGACAGUAUACUAACAUAAAUUACUAAAAUAUUAUUUAACUAGCCGUCUGUUCUGUAAGGCCCCCCUGAGCUCCACUCUUGUAUAUCAUUCUGUUUUCUGCAGCUGAUCUACCGCCUUA
This is a messenger RNA of Dermacentor andersoni, 4321 nucleotides long. RefSeq lists its product as uncharacterized. NCBI's taxonomy places the organism in Eukaryota, Metazoa, Arthropoda, Arachnida, Ixodida, Ixodidae. The record is from RefSeq and is a predicted model, not a curated record.